AGGUGGAGGAACGUAAAUGCGGAAGUGAAAAGAAGCGGAAAGGAUUAAAAACUUUAAAUCAACGAACAACGGGAAGAAGAAUCAUCUGUGUUUCCUUCACAUUCAGGUAACAACCUUGUUUCCUUCACAUUCAGGUAACAACCUUGUUUCCUUCACAUCCAGGUAACGACCUUGUUUCCUUCACAUCCAGGAAACAUCUGGAACAUCUGUGUCCUCCUCCAGGUUCGCGAUGGGCCUCUGUGACGGCCUCUCUCACUGUAAAGUGGCUCUGGCCUGGGCCGUGCUGAUGGACUUACUGGGUGGAGCCGCUCUGCUGGUGGGAGUCUUCGCCCACCUGGAAAUCAACGGACAGGACUUCGGAGACUUACUGGUUUAUACUGGAGCGCUGCUGGUGCUCAUGUCUCUGGCCGGCUGGGUGCUGUGGUACAGCGGGAACAUCGACGGCCUGACGUCCAAGAAGGAGCUGGGACACAUCGGCAGCGCGGUGGACCGACUCGCUCGCAACCUCAGCCGCAAGAUCCGCAUCUACCGGGGCCACCGCUGAGCCCGGGCAUGGAUACAUCUCAUUUUAAACCCUCGAGUGUUGGAUUCCAGUGUUCGUCAGUAUUAAGAUGAGAAACAGAGCCGGAAUCAAACUGUGUUACAAGCUGGUCACAAACAUUUAACCUGUAAACGUGUUGUUCUGUUACAAAAUCCCUGAAUGUUCUUUAGUGUUUGAACGAGACUGAAUCUCAGCAUCAUGGAUUUCAAUAAAAGCUUUUUA
Limanda limanda (common dab) is the source of this 763-nucleotide messenger RNA. It is a transcript of the gene tmem238a, whose product is annotated as transmembrane protein 238a. The transcript is spliced from 3 exons. The coding region runs from base 230 to 544 and encodes 104 amino acids. The record is from RefSeq and is a predicted model, not a curated record. Lineage: Eukaryota; Metazoa; Chordata; Actinopteri; Pleuronectiformes; Pleuronectidae.